AGGUUAGUCUAGCAGACGACGGGACGGUACGGACAGCGCGUAACUGGCGUCGCUCGCGGGCGCUCGGUCUCGAGCGUUUGAAUCGGGCCGGAUUGGUUGGGCAUACGCGUCGUGGUUCUCGCGCGAGGUGCUCCGAGGUGCGUGAACGUCGCGAUUCGUCGUGCGGUCGGGCAGGCAGCGUAGCGGCGAGCAGAGAGCAACGCGCUAUCACGAUGAUUGAUCCCGAGGCGUUCCUGGACCUGGCCAACCAGGUCAUCAAGCUGAAAAUGUACCCGUAUUUCGACAUCGCGCACUCGGUGAUGUGCGCGCUCCACGUCAAGGAGGACCUGGGACCCGGUGCACAAGCAUUUUCCCGCAAACAUCCUUUAUCAUGUUGGCUGUCUACAAUGUUGGUCGUUUUUGCAAGCGGUAUGCUGUGCAAUGGAUUAUUAGGAGAACCAAUUCUUGCACCUUUGAAAGAUACCUCACAGGUUCAAGUUGCGACUAUCGUUUGGUAUUUAAUAUUUUACACACCGUUCGACAUCGGUUAUAGGGUAGCCAAAUUUUUCCCAAUAAAAAUAACAUGUGCUGUCAUGAAAGAAGUUUAUAGGUGUAAAAAGGUAUACGAUGGAGUGACUCACGCAGGGAAACUUUAUCCAAAUGCAUAUCUUAUUAUGAUAUUGAUUGGAACGCUUAAAGGUAAUGGAGCUGGAUUUGUAAAAUUAUUUGAACGUCUUAUACGUGGCGCAUGGACACCGACCGCGAUGGAAUUUAUGCAACCUAGUUUUCCCACGAAAGUGUCCAUGGUUGCAUCAAUUAUCUUUGUGCUCGAUAAGAAGACUGAUCUCAUUUCUGCACCUCAUGCUCUUGUAUACUUUACCAUUGUCAUCUUCUUCUGCUACUUCAAAGUAGCGUCAAUUAUGCUUGGCAUUCACGAUCCAUUCGUACCAUUGGAAAAUUUGUUCUGCACCUUAUUCCUGGGAGGAAUUUGGGACUCGCUGGCUAGAUUGUUCGGUCGCGGUCAGUCCAAAGAUGAGAAAGCAGACGCAAAGAAAACAAAUUAAAAAAUUAAAACAUAUUUAUAAUAUCAUUACGCUAUAGCAUUGAUGUCAUCAAGCUAGCAUUGAUUACUUAAUAAAUAAUGAAGUAAAACUUCUUUAAAAAUCUAGUCUGAUGAUAAGAGUUUUACAUGACUCUUAAUAAAUCACAAAAUGUUGGAGAGAAGUACAAUAAUUAUAUAUAUAUGCGUGUGUGCGCGCGUGCACACAUACUUUAAGAGUGAAAUUUAUUGAAUUUUCAGAAAGUGUCUUAUAAAAAUAUCAGCAGUAUUAUUUCAACUAAUAUAAAACAACAGUUAUACAUCAUUCUUAUCAUUAAGAACUGUCAAGCGGAUGAAACAAUUUCGUAGAUACAUCUGUAUAAAACCUUGCCCUCGUUUAUCAAUUAAAAAUACGUAUUUAUUCGUGUGGAUUAUUUAUCCCUAAAUCUGAAUUGUUAUCGUUAAACGCGAUAAGAUACACAGAUUUAUUCGAGUAGCAAACGCAGAAGUAUGUCUUUUUACCAAUUUUGACGUAGAUCUUGAUAAUGGCUCAUUGUGACAUUUGUUUUUAAGUUGCACAAAGUGCAAUUUUUACUAUUACGUGUAAAUACACGUUAGAAUGUAUUUGUUCUAUUUACUCAUUGUACAUUAUUUGUAUCCACAUAUCGAAGAAUGAAUACACUCAGGAGAAAUAAUUGAUAAUCGAUUAGUGUCAUUGGCAAAUUACUAUAUUACUGAUUUGUAAAUCCUAUAAAACACACAUGUAAAAACAAGCACUAAAAAAAUAGAAGUGUAUCUCUUAUACUAUUUUAUUAAAUUUAAAUAUUGGUACCCCCUCCCCCCCCCUCGUAUAACAGUCUGUUUUAAUUCACGCCAAGAGAUAUGUAUUCUUUACAAUUAGGAACCCAUGUUCUAAUUGCGAAAAUAUUCACAUUUUCAUGUAAUAAAAUGGGAUUG
This is a messenger RNA of Vollenhovia emeryi, 1975 nucleotides long. RefSeq names its product trimeric intracellular cation channel type B. Bases 213 to 1043 code for a protein of 276 amino acids. Gene Ontology annotation, molecular function: potassium channel activity; identical protein binding. The record is from RefSeq and is a predicted model, not a curated record. NCBI's taxonomy places the organism in Eukaryota, Metazoa, Arthropoda, Insecta, Hymenoptera, Formicidae. The transcript is spliced from 8 exons. Gene Ontology annotation, biological process: potassium ion transmembrane transport. Gene Ontology annotation, cellular component: membrane.